GCGACGAAUUGCGUGGUCUGUUUCCUCCAGAGAGACCGAUUCAAGAUGGCGGGUGCUCAGUUCGAGUAUGACGAAAGCGGAGGAACUUUUCUCUAUUUCCUAACGUCCGUAUGGAUCCUGUUCCUGUUACCUAUAACGUAUUAUCUGUGGCCCAAGGGACAAGUAGAAGAAGAGAAACGACUACAGAAGCUGGAAAAGGUGCACAGCCACAGUUUGUGGUACCAACUCAAACUCAACAAGACACGCUCCAAAGCCAAGUCAACUGCAAAGAAAGUCAUAUUGACGAUUGGAUGGCUCAUCUUCCUUAUCCUGGCCUACAAGUCAUCACAAGUCGAGAGAGACCAUGUGGAAUAUGACCCAUACGAGAUCCUUCAAAUAGACAGAGGAGCCAGCCAGGCUGACAUUCGUCGCCAGUAUCGCUCUCUCAGUCUCACGCACCAUCCCGAUAAAGGCGGAGACGAAGACACCUUUCGGAGGAUUGCUAAGGCAUAUCAGGCGUUAACUGAUGAAGAAACAAGGAAGAACUGGGAGGAAUAUGGAAACCCAGACGGACCACAAGCUACAACAUUUGGGAUUGCUCUUCCCUCCUGGAUUGUGGACAGUAAGAACUCCAUGUGGGUGCUGGCAGCGUAUGGAGUCGCCUUCAUGGUCAUCAUGCCUGUUGCUGUGGGCACUUGGUGGUAUCGCUCCAUCAAAUAUAGUGCUGACCAAGUCUUGUUGGACACCACUCAACUGUAUUAUUACUUCUUCAACAAAACUCCCAAUAUGAAUGUCAAAAGAGCUGUGAUGAUUCUUGCAGCAUCGUUUGAGUUUGAAAAAGGUCAUAACCACGAAGUAAUGGAGAGGCCCAGCGACAAUGUUGAACUUCCACAGCUGAUGCGAGAGUUAAGUCAGCUGAAUGAGAAGAGUAAAGAGCGCCCCCUGUGCUAUCCCUACAGCAUUAAGGCUCGCUGUCUGGUCCACGCUCACUUCAGCAGGAUUGACCUGCCUCCCAAGACUCUGGAGCUGGACCGCCAGCUGAUCCUAAGGAAGUGUCCCACACUGGUACAGGAGAUGGUUCAGGUGGUGGCUCAGCUGGUGGCACUGGCUCAUGCUGGAAGAGUGUCGAACCUCCCCCGUCUGGAGACGAUAGAGAACUGCAUGAAGCUGUCCCAGAUGACAGUACAGGGCCUGUGGGACAACAAGUCCCCCCUGCUGCAGCUGCCUCACAUCAGGGAGGACAACCUGCGCCACUUUGUGUCCAAGAGAAGAAACGUCCGCAGCAUCCGACAGCUCGCGACCAUGGAUGAAAAGGACAGAAGGGCUUUACUGAGGAACAUGACAGAUGAAGAGUAUGAGGAUGUUAUGGAAGUCAUCAAGAACUUCCCCAUUGUGGAGAUGGAUGUGCAGUCUCUAGUACUGGAUGAUGAGGAUACGUACACCAUCACUGCUGGAGCCAUAGUCACUGUGAACUGUAAACUCAAACGGCAGAGUAUGGAAUCUGUAGUCAGCCAAGGUGUGGAGGAGCCACCAGCUGCUGAGGUUGAUGAAGAACCAGAGGAGGAGGAACAACCAGAGAAAGUGGUUAACAAACCCAAACCCUGGCAGAAGAACCGGAAGGGGAAGCAGAAGGCAGGGAAGGCCAAGAAGAAGCCCAACAAGGCCCAGCAGAACAAGAAACAGCAGCAAAACGGAGCACUUCCGCUGAAGGAAGCAGAAAACAACAGGAUACAGGAGGUGAAGGCUGGUAAAGACGAGGACUCCUCCAACUCUGACUCGGAGGAUGAGGCAGAUCGGGACAACAUGGAUGAUGAUGGAAGCGGCAGCGACAACGACGGACAGAGACAAUCAGAAGAUGAUGAUGAUAGCUGGGAUGCCCUCCAGGCCAGGAUUAACAGGAAGGAGAAAGUGCUGGAGACCAAGUCCAAGAUCAGCCAUACGGUCCAUGCACCCUUCUUUCCUGAGGAGAAACAGGAGUGGUGGUGGCUGUAUGUGGCAGACAGGAAAAAGCACUCCCUGAUCACGGCACCCUGUAUGGUCACCUGCCUUCAGGAGGAGGAGGAGGUUGAGUUGAAGUUUGCUGCCCCAGACAAGCCUGGGACCUACCAGUACACCGUCUGUAUCAGAUCAGACUCCUACCUGGACUUUGAUACCAUGAAGACUAUAAAGUUGGACGUGAAAGAAGCGAAGGAGGCAGUGGAUGCCGAAGCCGCGUGGAAUCUAUCGGAGGAUGAGGAUGAGAAUAACGAUGAAGAGGAGGACAUAUCAGACUAUGAAACUGAUGACGAAGAAGAGGACUAAUGAUUCACCAUUCCAGCUUAACUUAACAAAUACAGCAGAAAUUGCACUAGUGUUAGUUGUAACUGCCACUUCUCCAACUUAAAAGGUGCAAGUCUAUUAGUGCAUGUAUGUACUUGGUCCGAUAAAAAAGAUAGUAGCUUGGAAAAAGUGUGAUUUCUUGGCCCUUGAAAGUUUCCAUUUAUUUUCAAGUGGAACUCAAUUCUGUUAUAACUGCCUUGAAACUUUUCACUUAUUUUCAAGUGGAAAUUUAUUCUGUUAUAACUACCUUGAAACUUUCCUUUAUAUUGUUAAAAUGUCAUCUGUAUUUUGAAAUUGCUUCUCAUGUAAAACUAUAGGGGGUUGGAAAACUUGGUUAUCUCUACAUUUUGUGCCUGGGUUUUUAGUAUGUGUAGCACUAACUCUCACUGGAGCAGGGUUUGUGGCCAUUCAUGCAAACAUGUAAACUGAUUUAGAAUACAAGAAGUAUCAAUUGUAGGAGCUUUAUUGUAAUAAGAGGAUCAGUCCAAUAGGAGCUCAGUAUACUCUGUGACUUAUAAUGGAAACGAGUCCUCACAGCCUCCAAUACCAAUACCAAUGUGACAGGCUAUUCAUAGUAUUGCAUACAAAUAGACUGAUUGUAACUGUCAAUUACAAUUAGUAGUGCAACCAAUGAGAGGGUGGCAGUCAUUGGCUUGACCAAUGAUAAAGUGGGUGCAUGUCUGCCCAUGUUUCUCACAACAAAUAGACUAGAUCUAACUGCCCAUCACAAUUAGUAGUGCAACCAAUGAGAGAAUGGCAGUGUUUGGCUUGACCAAUGAUAGUGUGGCUGCAUGUCUGCCAUGUUUCUCACAACAAAUACAUGUAGACUGAUUCUAACUGUCCAUCACAAUUAGCAGUGCAACCGAUGAGAGAAUGGCAGUUAUUGGCUUGACCAAUGAUGUGGCUGCAUGUCUGCCAUGUUUUUCACAACAAAUAGACUGAUUCUAACUGUCCAUCAUAAUUAGCAGAGCAACCAAUGAGAGAAUGGCAGUGUUUGGCUUGACCAAUGAUAGUGUGGCUGCAUGUCUGCCAUGUUUCUCACAACAAAUACAUGUAGACUGAUUCUAACUGUCCAUCACAAUUAGCAGUGCAACCAAUGAGAAAAUGGCAGUUAUUGGCUUGACCAAUGAUAGAAUGGCUACAUGUCUGCCCAUGUUUCUCACAACAAAUACAUGUAGACUGAUUCUAACUGUCCAUCACAAUUAGCAGUGCAACGAUGAGAAAAUGGCAGUUAUUGGCUUGACCAAUGAUAGAAUGGCUACAUGUCUGCCCAUGUUUCUCACAUGCACAAGAAAUAGACUUACCGUCAAUCACAAUUAACAGAGCAACCAAUGAUAGAAUGGCAGUUAUUGGCUUGACCAAUUAUAGGGUGGCUGCAUGUCUGUCAAAUAAUUUCAUUUUCAUGUCUUUAUUUUGUAUGAUUGAGGUGGGUGGGGCUAUCGGGCCAUACUAUUCCAUUUCUAUUAAUCUGAAAACCCUUGUGACUACAUGUAUGUUAACUUAAUAUCUUAUUGUGUUUGUGCAGUUCCUUGGAAGGAAACUAUGGCAUGUAAGUUUGUGUCAUCAAGGUUUUGAUGUAAUAGAAAUGGAAUCAAGGGUUUUGAUGUAAUAGAUAAAUGGAAUUUAUUGAAUUGAUCUAUCUGUUCAGAAACAAAGCUGCAUUUUGCUGUUCAAUGCACAAAUUGAUAUUGACAGACUAUUACUGUUUUAGUCUUUGGCAACUUAAACCGCACUUAAUAAAUGUGACCACAUUGCAUAGACAUGUCUAGUUACGCCGGUAGUACAUUUAUUACAAUGUCAUGUAGAUUCACAAUGCUCUGUAACCAUUUUCAAUCGUUGAAAAAUAUAUACCAUACUUUGUUGCUUUUUUUUUUAAAAACAAAACAGGAAAUUAUUAUCAAAG
Molecule: messenger RNA, 4201 nt
Organism: Branchiostoma floridae (Florida lancelet)
Lineage: Eukaryota; Metazoa; Chordata; Leptocardii; Amphioxiformes; Branchiostomatidae
Product: translocation protein SEC63 homolog
Exons: 21
Coding region: 46-2280 (744 amino acids)
Biological process (GO): post-translational protein targeting to endoplasmic reticulum membrane; SRP-dependent cotranslational protein targeting to membrane
Cellular component (GO): Sec62/Sec63 complex
Molecular function (GO): transmembrane protein transporter activity; RNA binding
Source: RefSeq, a predicted model, not a curated record